UGGCUCUUACUAUACGGAGGAAAAUCGUGUUCCUUCGGUACGGCACGGUUCUCCUUAGGCGCUUCGAUGCAGUCAAACAGGUCUGAGCGAUCGUACAGCACCAGUCCUUUCUCGUCCAUCGUCGUAGUCGCACCGUCACACGUGCACAUACAAGAGAGAUAGAAAGAGAGGGGGGAGAGAAAGAGAGAGAAAGAGAUUGAGAAUAUACAAAGACGAGCACAGCGACCGAGGAGGAAAAGAGGUGAAGGAAAAAAUCGCGAGGAAACAGCGGGGGAAGUAGAAAAGAAGGAGAAGAAAGAGAGAGAGAGAGAGAGAGAAAAGGAAUAGAAUAAGUAUCGGACGAGGAAGUGCGUGAAUUACGAUCAAUCGAAAUUGUAUGGUUCAAGCAUGACACGCCGCCGGUAGCGGUCUGUGAAGAGAACGAGACUAAUCGGAUAUAGCGAAGCUCUCAAGAAGAUCACCGGCCAUUGCGAGGGAAGAAACAAUUUUCUUCGAAUUUGAACGUUAAAUAAUUGGAGAAAUAUGUGAUCGAAGAUAAGGUAUAAUCGGUAUAAUAAGAGCAAACGGAACGUUCAAUGGAAAUGAGAGAUAUGAUGUGUAACAUAUGAUAACGGACUGGAACAGUUGCUUCGGAACACUUCUUAUUUGUUGACUUACAAUUAGUGAACCGGGAAACGAGACUGACAUUUGCGGUGGAUUUUCAAUUUGUGUGAGAUGAACCAGCAGUGCAGGGUAUGCGACGAGCCCGCAGCGGGGUUUCAUUUCGGGGCGUUCACAUGCGAGGGUUGCAAGUCAUUCUUCGGUCGCACGUACAACAAUCCCACUAACGUGACAGCAUGUAAGAACGGCGGCAACUGCACGAUCAACAAGAGGAAUCGGACGGCUUGCAAAGCCUGCCGAUUAAAGAAAUGCCUAGAAGUCGGCAUGUCCAAGUCGAGCUCGCGCUACGGCCGGCGCUCGAAUUGGUUCAAGAUCACUUAUUUUUCGGAGCAAAUGGGGCUGUGUAAUCGAAACGUGAACGGAGCAUCGCUCCGUCCUCUGAUGUCUCCGUCCUCUGGUAUCACUCCUGCAUCUUUCCGUUUAAAUUAUCCGCAAGUGACGCAAAAUGAUGGCAGCGCCGAAGCGGACAACGGCGCGUCGACCAGUCAGGAAAACCUGGCGGCCCAGUACCCGUACCAUACAUCACCUGCAAUGCUACAGAGAUCGGACGGAUCGUCUCACCCCGACGACGUGGCUCUGUACCAUCGACUCUAUCUGCGCAAUUGGUAUUUGGGGGAACAUCAGCCACAACUACCAUCUAUCACAACACCGCCGCCUACAUCGAGGGAAGUCUCAUCAUCGCCGCUCGACAAUCGUUCGCCACGGCAACAGAGUCCGUCCACGGAGACUUCGGCGACGUUAACUCAGGGGACGUCGUUUCACUCGUCAGAUUCUUACCGAUCACCCAUACAGUCGGAAUCAGUGUCGAGAAAUAAUACGAGAAACGAUGGAUCCGAGAGCGAGUACAACGAUGACGAUCAUCUUCGCGAUGUACAAUCCAGGAGCAGUUCAAGUCGAUCACCAUUCACACCUACGAGAGCGAACGAGCAAGAGUCGUCCAUACCCAGAGUAUCGAUCAACGGCAUGCUCAUGCUCACGGGUCAACAUCCCCUGUUACUCCCGGGGGGGAUGUUCACGUCGGCGGCACCCUCGUUGGCGACAUCUCCAUGGAGGUAUAACAAUCUACUUCUGGUUAACCCUAAUUCUAACAAUCCUGCCGGCGACGAGCCAAUAGACCUCAGCAUGCGAACGAGUGGCAGUCCGUCGCGAUCUAGAGAAUCACCGGAGAAGGAAGAGAAGGAGGAGGAACAGGACGAGAAGAACGACAGGUCGCCCAAUGAAGAAACCACGGCGUAUCCGCUCGAUCUGACCCUCUCCGCUGGUACGUCCUUGACGGCGAAUUGUUUUUGAGAAUCAUGAGAAUCGAUUGGACCGAUUUCAAUUCUCGGACUUUCGAUUCGCCUUCAGAAACAUUUUGUCUCAAGAAACACGCUUAAAGAUCUGCGCGGUUUCUAGGAAAAGCAAACUUGAAAACAAUUCAAGAGAAGGACGAUAUUUAUAAUUGUUGCAACUCUACUAAUGAAGUGAAACAGAAACGAAUAAUGUAGCGAGGAAAACGAUGUAUAUAAAAGUAUUUUCACGAUGGAAAACCAAUAGUGAUGCUGACGGGGAGCGAGAAGCGCUGCAGUAAAAUUAUUUUGACCGGCAGUAAUAGAUAGUACCAUCAUGAAAAUGUGUUCAUUUUGUGCAGUACGUGGAACGAUAAAUUUUGACGCAAUUUAUAUUGAUUUAAUUUAUUUCACAGACUAAUUAAUAUAUAUAUAUAUAUAUUUAUAUGACUGUCGUUUUAAUCAAUGCUGUUUUAAAUCAAUACUAUUUUUUCGAUACGAAUCAAAUUACUGAUUAAUUAAUAUUUCGAAAAUUAUUAUAUUAUAUUAUCACAGGUAUAACUGCAAAAGAUGUCUGCUAUAAAAGAUAUCUUACAGAUUCGUUAGUCAUUUUAUAAUCAAUGUCGUUUCAAACAAAUGAACAAAUACAUAAUCUCAAGUUUUACUGUUAGUAUAAAUAAUCGAGAAAUUGAUUAUAAACAACACGCUACAUUUCUGUUUACGAGAUAAAAAUGAAGAUGAUAUUUUAUAUAAUAAACCAGAGUGAGAUAUAUUGGCCAGUAAUUAAAAGCUUUACUAUAUUUAUGUUGUAUAGAGUCACACAGUCACACACAAAUACACAUACACAUACAUAAAAGUAUGAUAUGUAUAUCUAUGUUUCUCCUAAAGUAACAAAAUAUUUUUAUAACUAUUGACGGUACGAAAAGAUUUGUAAAAAGAUAUUAUUAUUAUUACCAUUAGUAUUAUUAUUGUUAUUAGACUCAGUUAUUAUCGUCAUUAUUAUUAAGCAUUAUUUAUCAAAUGCUCCGGGAAAAAAAUCAUCUAAAAAAGCAGUAGUAUAAAUGUAUACAAAAAUAAAUACAUAAGGUGGAUGAUCUAUGUGAUAUAUGUAUAUUGCACUCAUAAACGAAUGUAAAGAAAGAGCAACAAAGAUUAUUCAAAAAUUAUAUAUGACAAUGUAUUUAAAUUUUCAUAUUUGACCAUUUUUACAGUGUAUACUUCAAGACACGUUUAUACAGUCCCGUACUAUAUUGCGGAACGAUGAACAAAUCUCCUAUAAUUAUUGUGUCUCUACUUAAUGUUUUUGCCAGAAAUUUAUAUUAUUAUAAAUAAUGUAAAUUUCUCUAUUCGAAACCUAUAAAAUGAUACAAUGCUACGUGAUGGCAACAUUCCUAAUAUGAAUCGGCCUUUCAUAUUUAAACAAAAACAUGAAGGCUAAUUGACAUAUAAAUAUCACAUAUUAAUUUAUAUAUAAAAUUUUUUCUAGGUUCAUUUUUUCAUGUGUGAUUGAAAAAAGUUAAGAAUUCAUACAUUCAAGCGGAAAUGGCGUAAAUAUGUUUUUAUUUCUUUAGACAUGCUCAAAAUAUCGUAUAAAUACAUAAAGGCAAUACUAAUAACAAUUUUCAUAGUUUUCACUAUACAUAAUUCUUUUGUUUUUCUUUUUUACUAGUCUGGGAUAUUUCAAUUUUGUGAUUACUAUUUAUCAUUCUUAUUGUCUACGUUUACGACAUUAAUUAGUACGAUGAUAAUAGUAUGCUAGCUUUAUAAUUCUUUGUUGAAGACAUUCCGAAUAUGUAAAUUUGUAUCUAAACUCAGUAAAAAAAAAGAACAAAAUUGUAAAUAAAUUUUUAUUUAAAAAACCAA
This is a messenger RNA of Solenopsis invicta (red fire ant), 3791 nucleotides long. RefSeq names its product protein embryonic gonad. The record is from RefSeq and is a predicted model, not a curated record. Gene Ontology annotation, molecular function: zinc ion binding; sequence-specific DNA binding; DNA-binding transcription factor activity. Lineage: Eukaryota; Metazoa; Arthropoda; Insecta; Hymenoptera; Formicidae. Bases 715 to 1950 code for a protein of 411 amino acids. Gene Ontology annotation, biological process: regulation of DNA-templated transcription. The transcript has 3 exons.